Amblyraja radiata (thorny skate) is the source of this 5383-nucleotide messenger RNA. Its product is annotated as dual specificity testis-specific protein kinase 1-like. Gene Ontology annotation, molecular function: ATP binding; protein serine/threonine kinase activity. NCBI's taxonomy places the organism in Eukaryota, Metazoa, Chordata, Chondrichthyes, Rajiformes, Rajidae. The transcript is spliced from 12 exons. Gene Ontology annotation, biological process: positive regulation of stress fiber assembly; actin cytoskeleton organization; protein phosphorylation. The coding region runs from base 645 to 2741 and encodes 698 amino acids. Gene Ontology annotation, cellular component: cytoplasm; nucleus. The record is from RefSeq and is a predicted model, not a curated record.
GCGCCGCCCCGCUCCAGCCUCCCCGCCCUCCCGGCGCUCCCACAUAAGGAGCCGGAGCCGGAGCCGGAGCCAGCGCUGUGCGCAGGGCGGCAGCUCCGUCAGUCCCAGCGUCGGGAUCGCAGGCGGAGCCGGUGCCGGAGAGCGCAGCCCGGGAGGCCUAGCCGGAGCGGGAGCAGCUAAACCGAGAUCAAAGAUCAAUCAUCGUUGCUGGAUUAUACCGAUCAUUGAUUAAUGGAUCGCCAAUUCAUCAGUUUAUUUGUUGAUUUAUCAAUGCUGGAUUAUUGACGACUAGUUGCUGUGCAGAGCCAGGUUAUUGAUCAACAUUGCAAGACUAUUCGUCGACUAUUGUUGAAUGACCGAUGGUUUAUUGAUUCAUUGUGAUUGGGCAUCUAAAUGACUCGCAAAGUGAUCCAGGCUAGUCCUAGUUUAUCACUAGCUGCUCAUUGCUUCUCGCCUCUUCAUGGGUUUGAUCAUACGAAGAGUGGGCCAAGUGGAUGAAAUGCCGGGGUUGAAGGUGUGAAGGCUUCAUCUCUGAACACUCCUGGAGCACCCCGUCUCCCCUUGCAUUCCGCUCCCGAGUCCGGGGAAGAUGUGAAUCAGGUUGGGGUAGGUCCGCUGGGAGGGGGAGGAGGGCAGGCAGAGAGAUGGCGAGGGAAACAAACCUGAGAUUGGACUUGCCCAGCGAGGUCCUGGUGCCUGACUGCGGGCCCUACUCGGCCCCCGUGUCGGGCGCGAUGCUCGGCUGCAACUGUAUGCGACCCUCCUCAUACCGGGCGCUGUGCAGCGCUGUGUCCACCCUGGCCAGGAUCGACGACUUCUACUGCGAGAAGAUCGGCUCGGGAUUCUUCUCGGAAGUGUUCAAGGUUCAACACCGGAUAUCGGGGCAAGUGAUGGUCCUCAAGAUGAAUAAGUUGCCGAGUAACCGCGCCAACAUGCUCCGUGAGGUCCAGCUGAUGAACCGUCUCUCCCAUCCCAAUAUCCUGCGGUUCAUGGGUGUGUGUGUGCAUGAGGGACAGUUACAUGCUCUAACGGAGUACAUAAACGGAGGGAGCCUGGAACAGGUGUUGGCCAGCAAGGACCACCUGUCGUGGUUGGUGCGCAUCAAGCUAGCACUGGACAUUGCCAAAGGCCUCUGCUAUCUGCACUCCAAGGGGAUCUUCCACCGAGACUUGACGUCCAAGAACUGCCUGGUGAAGUGUGAGGAUAAGUCCUACACUGGUGUGGUGGGAGACUUUGGCCUUUCAGAGAAGAUCCCAAAUUACAGCGGUGAUGGGGAGAAGGAGCGAUUGGCCGUGGUGGGAUCACCCUACUGGAUGGCACCCGAGGUCCUGAGAGGAGAGCUGUACGACGAGAAGACGGAUAUCUUCGCUUACGGCAUCAUUCUGUGCGAGAUGAUUGCCAGAAUACCCGCUGACCCCGACUACAUGCCCCGCACUGAGAACUUUGGGCUGGAUGUGAAGACCUUCGAGAAGAUGGUGGGAGACUGUCCGCCUGUAUUCCUGGACCUGGCUGUCCUCUGCUGUGAUCUGGAUUCCUACCAAAGGCCAUCCUUUGCUGAUAUUACGCAGCGGCUGGAAGUGAUCCUGGAACAGAGGCAGUACGAGAACACGGAACCAGAUGUAGAAACAGCAAGGGAACAUCACAUAGCCGUUGAAGUAUCAAGUGUGCACAAUGGGAGCGGCGGCGAGUGCCGGGAGGCGGCGAGGAGGAGGGACGGCGGUGGCAGCGGGGGCGGCCUGUCCCCCGGGCCGAGCCCCGCUCUGUCCAACAGCCUGCGGGUCCAGUACGAGCCGCGCCUGUCCCGCAGCCACUCGGACAUGUUGUCGCCGCCGGCCGAGCUGGGUGCCCGCGUCAACCCCUUCUCGGGCCGGGACGACCUGAAGGGCGGCAAGACCAAGCUGUACGACUCGCCCAGCAAGUCUGUGAUCUCGCUGAGCUUCGACCUGCCGAUGCCACCCUCCGCCGACUGCCAUGCCGGCCACCGCCUGGCCAUGCCCACUACCCCUGAGCCGCUGCUGCUGCUGCCCGCCCGCGGCCUACCUGCUCUGCUGCUGCCCGCCCGCUGCCGCUCGCUGCCCACCUCGCCCGUGCUCCGCCGCGGCACGCCCUUCUUCCGCCUGGAGCGGGAGACGGCCGACUGCAGCGACGAGGAGGAGGAUGAUGUUGAGCGGCCGGAGCGAUCAGGAGAGGCCGAGGCCGCCAGCAGCGGCGACAGCGACGACGCUGCGAGGGGGAGCGAAUCCGAGCGCCAUCUUCCCGGCGCCGGUUCGCCCGAGCAUGCGCACACGGCGGCGGCCGGCACCGGAGCCGGCGGGUUGUCGGGCAGUGCGCACGCGUCGGCGACGGUCGCCGGCCCUCCGAUCGACAGUGCGCACGCGUCGGAGGAGAUGGCCGGCGCUGCCGGAGGCAGCGCGCAGGCGCCGGUGGCAACGGCCGGAAUGUCGAGUAGUGCGCAGGCGCCGGCGGCAGCGGCCGGCUUGGCGGACAGUGCGCAGGCGCCGGUGUCGACGAUCGACGUGCGUGCCGGUCGGCGGGGCGAGGCCGCGCAGGCGCCGCAGCCGGAGCCGCCGGCCUGCGAUGGCGGGCAGGAGCCUGAGGAGGCGCUGUCGUGCACCGGCUGCUGCCUCGGCGGCUUCGCCUUCUUCCCGCCCGUCUGCCUGCGUCCCGCCGCCAGGCCCGCCCGCUACCGCAGCCUCAGCUGUGAGUCCGAGCAGGGCCCCCGGCACAUCCCGCAGGCCUAGCCGAGGCCCGGUGAGAGAAGCUGCUCCCCUGGAUAUCCCCAUCACCCCCAGGGUCCCCACAACAUCACCAUGAUGGCGACAAUUCCUCAUAAAUAUCACCAUGGAGACCCUUCCCCAUCACCAUGGAGACCCUUCCCUUCCCCAUCACCUUGGAGACCCUUCCCCAUCACCAAGGAGACACUUCCCCAUCUCCAUGGUGACUUCCCCAUCUCCAUGGAGAACCCCAUCACCAUGGAACAAUUCCUCAUCAACAUCACCAUGAAGACCUUUUCCCCAUCACCAUGGAGACAUCCCCAUAAACCUAUUCCUAUCCGUGCAGGGCCCAUGACACAUCCCUAGCUGUGGCCCGAAGAUUGAACCUGCUCCCGUGGAGACUGUUUCCUGCCAACAUCACCAUGGUGACCUUUCCCAUCUUCAUGGAGACCAUUCCCUACCAAUAUGACCGUGGAGACUCGCCCCCAUCACCCAUUAACAUGUUCCCAUGGAGAAUCUUCCUCACCACAGACAUUCUUCCUUACAACCCUCCUCUCCUGGAGAUUCUUCUCCAUGGCGACCCUUCAAAGCAUCUAUCAUCAUCAUGGAGGUGUUUCCAUUCACCAAUCUCCUAUUGAGACCCUUCCCCACCAACCUCUUCCCAAAGGGAUCCUUCCACCCACCAACCUUUCCCUUACACUUGACGAUCUUCCAUCUUAUCAUCCACCAAACUUCCUCUGUCUCAUCGGUCCCCCUCCUCUCCCUGUUAUCCCUUUGUCAUCGCCCCCACACCUCCAGUUGACAUAAGGCCACAUCUAGGCCUUGUAAAUACGCGCAUGGCUGCUUUAGCUCAAAAGGUUUGAGUUAGACCUUGAAAGUUCCUUAUAUUAAUCAAUGUAUUUUUUAACGCAAAGGGAAAGGGUUGGUUAGUGUGGUACCUCCAGGAGCACACUGUGCCUUUAAUGAUGCUUGGUGCAAUACUUUGCCCUUGAAUGGGGCCCAAAUCUUAAAUAGGUGUAUACAUGCAAUGGAUCUUUUUAUGUCCUUGUAUUUAUUUUUUGAUCGGUGCACUUGGAUUUUAGUUUUUUUUUUAACUGUGUUGCUUGCUUAUGGUGUACUUUAAGCAAUAUCCAUUCCUCUCAGAGGGGGUUUAAUGAAGCAAGAGAGGGACCCUCCAGUUCUUAGUCUCUGCCUGGGGUGGUGGGCCUCUGUCCAGCACUGGUUUUCCAUGAGAUCUUAUCAGAGUGAACAAAGCUACACCACCUAUUGGGUUUGGACUCAAAUUGCUGGACUCAUGACGGUAGAGAAAACAUGGACGACCCAAGAUCAAUUGUUGGCCAAACAUCAGCUUGGUGAGCCAGUAGGUGAAGAGACAGAAUGGUCACAAGCCCCAGAUUGGUGGAAGUUUCUGACCGGGAUACUACCCAAUUUUAAUUUUGAGUCUUGGGUUCCACUCAGUUUGUGCAUGCGCGCACAGACACCACCACUUGGUGUCAUUCAGCUAAAGAAGAAAAAAAAUCCCACAUCACUGUUAGGAUUUCACCCCUUUGAGGAUACUUGCACUGGUGUGGGCAGAGGGGGGGGGGGGGGGGUGGACUGAAAUCGCAGCGUUUGUAUGCACAAUACUUUGAUAUACCUCUUAUCUUGAGUGCACAGGGUGCAGGGCAGAAAACCGAACAGUAUAUAUCGCCAGAAAAUGCACAGCAAGCCCUGUGCAGAAUGUUCUUAUGAGGAAAGGGCUGGGGUAUUAGACAUUGAUUGUGUGAGGUUGGGAUGGGUUGGGGGGGGGGGGGUGUGGGUAGGGGAGUAAAAGGGACAAGCAGGUAUAUGCCAGUCUCUGCCCAGGUAUCCACACAGUGGCUGAUGAAGAUCUUUCAGGGAAGGACCACAUAGCUAACACUCCCAUAGUGGCACACAAGAGAUUGCGACUUGCCAUGGUCGAGACCUUUCUUCCAGGAAAUGAGUGGCUUCCCAGUGUUAAAAUGAUCUUUCCCCCUUAAGAUUAGACUGAGAUUUUCAGCAAAGGACACAAACUGCUGGAGUAACUCAGUGGGUCAGGCAGCAUCUCUGGAGAAAAUGAAUAGGUGGCGUUUAGGGUCGGGAUCCUUCUUCAGAAGGUCAGAAAGGUCUUCACAAUGGUUAAAUGGUUUCUUUAUCAUCACAUGUACCAUGUAAAGCAAAAUACUUUUUUGUUGAUUACAGCUCAGCAAGAUUACUACUAUCUACAAGCAUAAUCCCCCGCUUAGUACAGAACAGCCCACUAAAUCCAUAUGGAAGAGGAACCAUUUUAUCCUCUAUCGCCAAAACGUCACCUAUCUCUGUUGCUGCCUGAGCCACUGUGUUGCUCCAGCACUUUGGGUCUCUCCUUGGCAAACCAGAUCCGCAGUUCCUUGCGCCUACACUGAGAUUUCCAGCAGUUGUAGAUACAGCACCCCGAGAGAGAAAAAGACUGAGAAACUCAGCAAUGUACUAAUACUAAUAACUCAGCAGGAUAUAGCUCCUCGGAAGAGGGGGACCUGCGAGAUCCCAGUGUGCACAGAUAUUUUGUUGUAAAUUGGGCAAAUAUUGUUCUAUUUUGAGGACGCCUUUUGUAACCUUUGGUUAAUCUUUCUUGCUCUUUAUUGUCUGACCAAAGUGUCAGAGUUUAAUAAAGCUUUGAAUCUCUGAUA